GGUAUGGAGACUGGAUUUGUCUGAGACAUUCAGAUUCCUAUUUGGGAGUGCUGUAGGAAAAGGGAUUUUCCCCUCCGACCUCAACUCCCUGAGGACAAAAUCCCGUGUUUUCCCUGCCAAAGACCAGCAAUCUGAGGUCAAAGCUGAGCCUGACUGCAGGCUCUGGCAAGCAGGGAGGGAGCUGGCCCUUUUCCCACAGCACAGGGCUGCUGGCACUCCACAUGCCAUGGAGGGGAAGCCUGGAGUCAUCGUGACUUCCCGUCUACUCCAGACACCUAGUCCUGCUUUCCCCAGAGUAGAGGUAUGAAGUGCUUCAGCUCAUGGUAUUGCACAUAUAAAGCAGCAUGCCAGGGUCAGAUGGCCAGCUGGACCGCCUGCCCUGCACACCCUGUUCUCCCGUUUGGUGGACGGGAUCAUGCCAGGUUUUCCAGCUGCCUGCAGCCACUAACACUGGGACUGGCAGCACCUGCUGCUCCCAGUAGGUUUCCAAGUAUGCCCCAGAAAGAGAUACCAUAAUGCAAAAGUGUUUUCCCAAUGCAGAAAUGUCACAAUUGGAUUGUCACAAAGCUCUGGCAGAAUUUAUGUUUUUUUAAUGCAGUAUUGUUUAAACCAGAGUCAUGCAAAAGUAUGGGGUCUUUUCAAGGGCUGGGCAGAGAGGUUGAUCCCAGCCUACGAAAAAGCAGCCCCAGGACCCUGACUAUCAGCAGGCUUUGAAAAAAAAAAGGAGGGAGUGAGCUCCAAGCAUCCCAGGACUGAAUGUUAUGUAAAGCCAAGCCUCAGAAGAACAUGCAUGGGUGUUUUCAUCAGUUGCAGGUGCUUCCUGCCCACAGAGAAAAUGCUGGAUACCAGAGAGGUUUAUCUGUUAGCGUUUUGAAAUCCAAGCCUGGAGGAGCUUGUCCCAGGGGAGACAAUGCAGCCUGUGCCCAUGCUCCCUGAGAGCCAAGCACUGCCUCGCUCUGUUAGUUUAACCACUCCCUGGCACAGAGGUGGGCAGGGUGCAGGACUCCAAACAACAGGAACACCAGUGGACCUGGACCAGUAAAUGCUCCUCACUGGAAGCCCGGAGUGAAGACAUCCAGUGAGCUGUGCCCACUGCCACAGGACAGUGCUCUGAGCAGGGCCAAAGCUGCUGUGUGGCUUUGGGGAUUUCAGGUUACCAAAAAGGGCCAGCUGCAGGCUGCUCCCAGCCCAGCCUGGACAGAAGGAGGUCUGUGUGAAUGGCGGGACUGAAGCUUAAAGCUGGGUUGGGGCAAUGAAGGCCACAUCCCCACAGUCAGUGGGGAGGGGUUGGCGACAUCCACAUUGAGUUGUUUGGCUUUUUGCUUUCUGUCCUGGCCAAACAGGGAGGAUCCUGCUCACCGUUCCGAUCAGCAACCAAUUUCUCUAUGAGGUCUUGCUUCUUCCCUGAGCUCCCUCCCUGUUGCCACAGGAAUAAUCCCACAGGGACAUGUCUGUAACAGGCAAGGUAACGUGAUAGCAGCACGAUCACUGGCUUUCAGUCCCAAACAAGAUAUCUCCAUCAGAGAGCAACGAUUACCCUGGAUGCAGCCUUCUUUCAAGCUCUGCUACCCUGCUUGGAGCAGAGCCAGCAUCUCUAGACAUGUCAAUGCUGCCUUGCAUCUUAGCAAUGAAAUUUCAGAGACAUCUGUUCAUUCCCUGUAGGCUUGAAGACCCUUGAGGUUUGAGAGAAGUUUGAUUUUUCAGUCCCUCCUUUCUGUACUCUCAGAGACAGUCCCAUGGGUGGGGAGCACCCAUAGCAAGGGGCAGCUCCCAGUGUUGGCAAGGUUGCAUAGUCCAGGUCCUUUGCCUUGUGCUGGCUAGAAGAUGGCUUAGAAACUGGAGAGCGGAUAGGAUACUGGGUCCAUCAGAGAGGAUGUCCCAAAAGUCUUCACCCCCUGAUGUGGGUUGCCAAAAUGCUUUUCAAAGGGGCUUGACUUGAAAAUGACCCAGAGCAGUCGUACUCUUUGAAGGCAUCUUCAGAUAGCUCCUUCCACACUGCCUUUGUGUGCUUGCACCUUCAUACCCUUGGUUCUCCUGAGCUCCCUCCUCUCCUAUGGGUGCAGUUUCACCCCCAGCACCAUUUUCCCCAAUACAGGCAGUGCAAUGUUGUUCCAGGCUCAAAGGGCUGCACAUGCUGCUGCCUGAGGGACAGAGGUGAUGACUGAGCACCUCUAGUUAAUGCGCUUAAGUGAUAAUUAAUUAUUAGACAUGGGUAUAGUAGGGGUAGCCCAGACCUGGGUUUUGCAGACAUUUGGCUUUGUUCAUCAGCUCUGUCCCGUGUGUAGCGAGGUACAGCAGCAGCCAGUGGCUUGGGGAGACACAACCUUGGGGAACACCCCCCCGCCCAAACCCAGUGUGAAUUGAGCAUGCUGCUUUGCAGCCCAACCCACAGUUCUCCAGCAUACAGACCCUUUCAAAGUCCACGGUCUAAAAAGUUAAUUCCUGGACUUUGUUAAUGCAAGUGUUCUUCAGAGCUGAUCUUGCACAGCAGGCAAUCGCCUUCAUCAGCCCUCCUUAGGAGAAGGUGGGAGACCCAGGUGUCCAUAACUGGUCAGAACAGGAAGGACUGGGAGAUAAAUCAUGAGCCAAGAGCGACUGUGGCAGGUCCUAGAUCCACUGUGGGGAGAUCCUCGCACUCUCUCGGCUCUGCUCUGCAGUUCAGCUGCAGCCAUUGUGGUACUGAAAUGGCUGGGACAUAGGCAGAUCCAGCAGAAGAUGCAGGAGGCGAGGAGGACACGGGAUCUGGCCCUGGAGCGAAUGGAGAAGGCAGCUCACAGGUUUAAGCAAGAGAACCCAGGCACCCAGACUGCACAAGUCCUCUCACUGACAAUGGUGGAGCUGGUGGAGAAGCUGAAGGAGGGGUCCUUGUCCCCAGAAAGUGUCCUCUACUCCUACAUGGGCAAAGCUUUGGAGGUGACUCGGGAGGUGAACUGCGUGAUAGACUUCAUUCAUGGCUGUGAGGAUCAGCUCCAAAAACUGAAGAAGCAGAAGGAGAAGGGGCUGCUCUAUGGCAUUCCCGUCAGCAUCAAGGACCACAUAAACUGCAAGGGCCAUGUCUCUUCUGGAGGGAUGGUGAAGUUUCUGGGCCAAGUGAAGGAGGAAGACAGCGUCAUUGUCCAGGUUCUAAAGAGCCAGGGGGCAAUCCCCUUUGUGAAAACCAACAUCCCACAGACGAUGAUAAACUAUGACUGCAGCAACCUCAUCUUUGGCCAGACACUGAACCCUCUGAACCACCAGAAGAGCCCUGGGGGCUCCUCAGGAGGGGAAGGAGCUCUGAUCGCAGGAGGAGGCUCCAUCCUGGGCAUCGGGUCAGAUGUGGCUGGCAGCAUCCGCCUGCCAUCCAGCUUCUGUGGGUUGUGUGGGCUCAAACCCACAGGCAACAGGAUCAGCAAACUGGGUGUAGUUUCUCCUAUCACAGGAAUGAAAUCAGUGACGGGGAUGCUGGGGCCGAUGGCAAGAGAUGUGGACAGCUUGGCCCUUUGCAUGAAGGCGCUGCUCUGUGAGGAGAUGUUCCGGCUGGACCCCACCGUGCCCCCACUCCCCUUUGAUGAGGAGGUUUACACCAGUUCAGAGCCACUUCGGAUUGGGUAUUAUGAAGGAGACGGCUACUUCCAGCCCUCUCCCAGCAUGAAGCGGGCCAUCCAGCAGACAAGAAAGCUCCUCCAGGAUGCAGGGCAUACGCUUGUUCCCUUUGCACCGCCCAAGAUUGACUACAUGGUAGAUGAGCUGUUCACCAGAGGGAUUUUCUCAGAUGGUGCUGCUCGCUUGGUGGACUGCCUCAAAGGAGACAUCGUGGAUCCCAACCUGAAAUCCCAGUUCAAUACUUACAGGCUUCCUGCUCUGGUGAAAAGGAUCUUGGCUAUCAUUUUGAAACCCAUAUACCCACGAAUUGCUCGGGAUCUCAGCGCUCUCUGUGGAGUGGGGUCUGCCAAAAACCUUUGGGGUCAGCAUGAAGCAGUGGCGGCUUACUGCACUGAAUUCAUUGCUAAAUGGAGGAAGCUAAGGCUGGAUGUGAUUCUUUGUCCUGCGCUGGGCCCAGCCUUUAACCAUGGCUACGCUGGGAAGUUAUUUGCUGCGACCUCCUAUACCAAUUUAUACAAUGUCUUAAACUUCCCUGCUGGGGUGGUGCCAGUCAGCACGGUCACAAGAGACGACGAAGAAGAACUGAAGCAUUACCGAGGGCACUAUGGAGACCCUUGGGAUAAGAGGCUGAAAGAGGCUGUGGAAGGAGCUGUGGGGCUGCCAGUGGCUGUCCAGUGCGUGGCUUUGCCAUGGCAGGAGGAGCUGUGCCUUCGCUUCAUGAAGGAGGUGGAGACACUUGCCCACAACACCAAGAGAAAUGUGUGAUUUCUGGGAACCAACCUUCACUAUGAUGACUUUUCACUCCCUGCCCUUCACUCCAGCCACCUUCUACCUGAUGCACAAAGCAAAGUAGAUAGUGACCUGCAGACUCUGAACCAUUGUUUCAAUAAACUGGCAAUGAAUGCUGUUUAAAAAAAGCAAAAAUCUUGUCUCUGUCCAGAUUUUCCUCUGUUAAACUGAGUCAAAAAAAACAAAGGAAUGAAAGUUAUUUCUGGACCAAAGAAGUCCAAUAACUACAGUGUAACAAUACCUGUUGCAUGAUAUGAGACCAAAGAGCUGUUUACCCCAAUAUUUUACUUCCACCUGAGCAGGAGCAGAAGUUUGUGGGAGAGUAUAACCUGAUAAGUGGAGGAUUCCCCCUCUGGCUAUGCCAUUGGUUGGCCAAAGUACUGUUUGGCAAAUAGUUGCAGUCAGCCCAUCAUUUUUAAUAGCUGUCAGGAAAGCUCUCCUUAAUGAACUUGUUGGGCUCUUUCCUGAAGUCACUCACUCUUUUGCUCUCCACACCAUCUGGUGGCAGUAGGCUCUGCAGUGAGUAGUGAAAAGCUGAAUUUUCUCUGUUUAAGCAUAAUCUGUGAGGAAUGGUAACUGGUCUGUCUUCACUCCUGUUCCUCAUUGUUUCUUCCAGUUAAGCAAUGGGAAGAAAAAGUUGGGAUUUUUUAUUGCUUGUAAGCACUUGUGGGAAAACCGAGUUUAAGCAUUUCUGGGGCUAUGUUUAGACCAUCCGCACUGUGCUGUUUCUCGGCCUGUCCUUCACUCUCAAGGUGGUGGAAGAGGCUGGAAGGGAAGGUAGGAGUGAUGGAGGAGACUGAAAUGCUUUGAAUUAGCAAGUGUGCCUUGAAACAAGGCACCAAUGUUAGCGAUGAUCCGUGCCUCUCCAAGCCUACAUAUGUCUCCAAGGCACUGGGACUGGAGUCAAUAUUUCCCCAACAGGAGAGAGCCACAGGGCCAAGGGGUGACACCGCUCUUGUUAUUUAUUUGUCAUUGCCUGCCUGGGUCUGCGCAGGGAUGCUGCAGUCACCCAGCAGCCUCACACGGUCACCGGCAGGUCUGAGUCACACAGGGAGUCCUGGCUCCCCAGCCUGACCCACCAC
This is a messenger RNA of Athene cunicularia (burrowing owl), 5453 nucleotides long. Its product is annotated as vitamin D3 hydroxylase-associated protein. Gene Ontology annotation, biological process: fatty acid catabolic process. The record is from RefSeq and is a predicted model, not a curated record. The transcript has 15 exons. The coding region runs from base 2581 to 4347 and encodes 588 amino acids. NCBI's taxonomy places the organism in Eukaryota, Metazoa, Chordata, Aves, Strigiformes, Strigidae. Gene Ontology annotation, molecular function: fatty acid amide hydrolase activity; amidase activity.